This is a messenger RNA of Dichotomopilus funicola, 738 nucleotides long. RefSeq lists its product as uncharacterized. The record is from RefSeq and is a predicted model, not a curated record. The transcript has 2 exons. The coding region runs from base 1 to 738 and encodes 245 amino acids. NCBI's taxonomy places the organism in Eukaryota, Fungi, Ascomycota, Sordariomycetes, Sordariales, Chaetomiaceae.
AUGCCACGAUCAGGCUAUGACACCUCAGGCUUCGCCCCCACCUCAACCACCUCAACCGCUCAAACACCAACUCCACGAUCACGGUCACGGUCACAGCUACGGCUACCGCAACAGCAACAGCAGCAACAGCAACCCCAACAGCAACCCCAACAACCACUGCCUCCAAAUUUACGUCCCCAGUCGCCACCACAUCAGCAACACCAGCAGCAACAGCAGCACCACCAGCAGCAGCAGGAGGAGUACCCGAGACAGCCAUCCCUCCACGCCCAGCUGAUGCAAGGGCAGCAGCAGCAGCAGCAGCAACAGCAGUACCAACAACAGCAGCAGCAACAGGAGUACCAACCGCAGUACCAACCGCUGCAGCCCCACCAUCAACAACCGCUACAAUAUCUAUACCAGCACCAGCAGCCAUCAUGCCAGCAACCACGCCAGCCACACCCCUUUAGAACUCGGCCUAUGCAUUAUUGUGGUAUCACCGACCCAACCCCGAGUUCAAUCUCAAGCCCAGGCUCAAUAACAAGUCCAGGCUCGAUCACAAGACCUGGUAUGCUCACGAGCACGAGUGUUAGUGAUAGUUCUCAGGAUGGGUAUGAGACUGAGAGUUUGUAUAGCACCGGGGACGAGGACGAGACUCCUAACGGGUACGGGAACAACAACGGGUAUGGGAAUACUAACGGGUACGGGAAUAACAACGGGUACGGGAACAACAACGGGAUGCGAUUCGAAGGGUGGCGGUAG